Molecule: messenger RNA, 1458 nt
Organism: Bolinopsis microptera
Lineage: Eukaryota; Metazoa; Ctenophora; Tentaculata; Lobata; Bolinopsidae
Product: MYG1 exonuclease-like
Exons: 9
Coding region: 39-1091 (350 amino acids)
Cellular component (GO): nucleus; cytoplasm
Source: RefSeq, a predicted model, not a curated record
UAUAAUUAAUCCUAAUUAAUUAGAAUGUGAGGAAUGUUAUGCUCCUUCACAGACUUCGACUCUCACAUGCCAUAGCCAGUAAGAUGGUGCAGGAGUGUUCAUCCAAGAGACCAUGUGUUCGUAUAGGAACUCACAACGGCACAUUUCACUGUGACGAAGCACUGGCGUGUUUUAUGUUGAAACAGCUGCCAGAGUAUAAAGAUGCAACUAUAGUACGAACAAGAGACGCGGCACAGUUAUCAGAAUGUGAUAUUGUGGUCGAUGUUGGUGGAGUAUACGAUCCUUCAACUCAUAAAUACGAUCAUCAUCAGAGGACGUUUACGGGAACCAUGGCGAAUCUAACAGAUGGUAAAAUGAAUUUCAACACCAAGCUCAGUUCUGCAGGAUUGAUUUAUUUGCAUUUUGGACGCAGGCUACUGGAUCAGUUGAUGCCAGAUUCUAGUCAAGAUCACAAGGAUAUAGUUUACAAACGACUGUACGAGUACUUUAUGGAAGAGAUAGAUGCAGUGGACAAUGGAAUAAACGCAACAGAAGAGAAGCCUAAGUAUCACAUAACCACCACUUUAGGGGGCCGAGUCCGUAAUCUCAACCCGGCCUGGAACGACACUAUUCAAGAUUUUGAUGGCCAGUUUGAGAAAGCGACCGAGAUGGUUGGUGGUGAACUUGUUAACCGUGUAGACGGGAUGGUUAAAAGAUGGCUCCCGGCUCAAGAUAUCAUCAGGAAAGCUUUCAACAAGAGACAUGAGGUUCAUAGCUCCGGGCAACUCGUCAAGUUCGAACAAGGGGGUUGUCCGUGGAAAGAGCACCUUUACCAGCUUGAAAAAGAGACUGGUUGUGAAGGAGAGGUUAAGUACGUGCUAUACGCUGACUCUAAUGGAGCGUGGCGUGUACAGACAGUUGGGGUUAAAGGAGAGGGGUUCAAGAGCAGGAAACCAUUACCCGAGAGUUGGCAAGGUGUCAGGGAUGAGAAGCUGUCCGAGCUGACUGGAAUUCCUCAGUGUAUAUUCGUGCACGCAACAGGGUUUAUAGGUGGAAAUAAGACAGAGCAAGGAGCGAUGGAGAUGGCUCGACAAGCUCUUGAGAUGAAAUAAAUGGAACUUGAGAUCUCAUUAAGUUAUUUGUUAAAUUGUUUAAGUUAGUUAAAGGUUUCCGUUGCACGGUGCACGGGACCGGUUUCAAAUGUUUUUAUUUGCAGGUUUAACAUCGUUUUUAUCCAUAUCUUUACUUUCUAUAGAUUCUUUUAAUCGAAUUUUAGCGAUGUCCCCUUCUCAUGAAGCGGGAAUUUAUUAACUUUUUAAGUCCUAAUUGGUUAUGUUUGAAACUAUUAUUUCACAAUGUCAUGGCUUUACAUUUAUCAAGAUUGUUUCAGAAAUGUCAAGAUUGCUGCAAAUAUAACAACUAUGCGGUUGACGGUUUAUGUUAUGUUACAUUUGUUUGCUUUUAAUGAUAUUUGACGAA